Molecule: messenger RNA, 1787 nt
Organism: Erigeron canadensis
Lineage: Eukaryota; Viridiplantae; Streptophyta; Magnoliopsida; Asterales; Asteraceae
Product: FRIGIDA-like protein 4a
Exons: 3
Coding region: 151-1614 (487 amino acids)
Source: RefSeq, a predicted model, not a curated record
UUUAUUGUUUACGCAAGUAAAAUGAUAUUGUAAAAACCAACCCAAACAAUAACCCCUUGUGAUUUGUGAACUAUUGAAUACCCAUCAAUCUCUGCAACCAAAUAGUUUUGUUUUUGGGUUUUUCUCUGAUCAAAUUCCAAGAUAGAAAAAAUGACAAUAGAAUACCCAGAUAAACUCAAGAAUUUCUUCAACGAAUUAGAAACAAAAAGAACCCUAAUCACCAUUAUCACCGAAACCCACAACAAAUUAAUCAACAAUUUCAUAUCUUUAGAUGAAACCCUAACAAAAAGAUCACAAAUUUUAGAUACCCAGAUGGAUAUUUUCAAGAAAACCACUCAAAAAACCAUAGAUUCAAUAAAAUCCCGUGAAAAUAGCCUCAGUGAUAGAGAAUCUAACAUGGUUUACAAUGUACGGCACUUGAAAGAUUCUGCAAUGAGGGAUAUUGUAUCAGCCGAUGACGACGAUGAUACGAAGGAUAGGACAACGUUGGGGGUGUUGAAAAUGUUGUUUAGGAGGAUGGAUGCCAAGAAUUUGGUUAAGUUUUUGUUGGAAAAGAGGAAAGAAGGCGCGUUUAGGGACGAAUUGGUUGCGGCGAUGGGGGAGGCUGUUGAUUUGUUUGCGUUGGUUUUGGAGGCGGUCGAGGAGUUUGUUGAGUUGAAAGUGAGUGGGAGAAAGGUUACUGGGAUGGCGGAUAGGCGGUGGGUGUAUGGGGUAUUAGUACAAGCUGCAUUGCCGUUGCCGGAUGAGAUUAGUAGUGUUGGUGGUGGUGGUGGGGUUGGGAGGAGUUUGAAGGACCGGGCAAUGGCGGUUUUGGAGAUAUGGAAAGGGGUUUUGGGUAGUGGCGAUGGUGGUGGUGGUGCGGUCGGUUCGGUUGAGGGAGCAAUGUUUUUGCAAAUGGUGGUUGGGUUUGGAUUGAAAGAGAAAUUCGAUGAAGGGUUUUUGAAGGGAUUGGUUUUGGAGUUUGCGAGUAGGAGGGAGAUGCCAAAGCUUGCGGUCGCUUUAGGAUUUCAAGACAAAAUGAAUGAAAUAGUUGAAGAGUUGGUAAAGACGGGCAAGGGAAUCGAGGCAGCCUAUUUUGCUUGCGAGGCUGGGUUGACAGAGCAGUUUCCUCCAGUUCCACUACUCAAAUCCACUCUUAGGAAACAUCGGGAAAAGACUGCUAAGCUUUCAUCAACAUUGGAGGAUGCCUUAACCGAAGUGAAUGUCAUUAAAACAGUCUUAAAGUGCAUCGAAGACCACAAGCUUGAAUCCCACUUUACCAUUGACAACUUAGAGAAACGUCUAGCUGAGUUGGAUAGGGUCAAACAAAAAAAGAAGACGAAUUUUUCAGCUUCCACAAGUGGUGAUCGCUUGGGCAAGCGGUCCCGCAGCGAAUGGGGUGGUCGUAGUUCUCGGCCACCCAAAGCUAUAAGGUUAGCACUUGCUGCCCAGCAAAAAAAACUCCAGGUGCCGCCCUCUACCACUCGAUAUUCUGCACCAUAUAACUAUGCAAACCCCUAUGAGAGCAAUCCUGUUGCUCCCUCGUAUGGUGGUCAGAGUCCUGGCCGAUACGGGCUUCAGCACUCCUACCUUUCUCAAGUGCCAACAUCGUUGGCGUCUACAUAUCAACACUAGUAUGCAACUAGAGCAGAAAAGAUUGUUGAACUUUCUGUUUAUUGUAGUCUUGAUUUCUAGCAUCUUUUUAAAUCGAUCAAAGGCUGCCCUUUCUAUAUUUUGCCUAUCUCAAUAACAAUAGCUAUUUACUACUUUGUAUAAGUAAGCUAUUUAAAAGUAUGGUUUUGGCUUCA